Molecule: messenger RNA, 2107 nt
Organism: Selaginella moellendorffii
Lineage: Eukaryota; Viridiplantae; Streptophyta; Lycopodiopsida; Selaginellales; Selaginellaceae
Product: probable polyol transporter 6
Exons: 3
Coding region: 226-2031 (601 amino acids)
Biological process (GO): transmembrane transport
Cellular component (GO): membrane
Molecular function (GO): carbohydrate:proton symporter activity; myo-inositol:proton symporter activity
Source: RefSeq, a predicted model, not a curated record
CUGUCCUCUUUGGGGUUUUAAUCGCUUUAUUUCACGCAGCGUAGCUCAGCGGUCAUCGUCUUUGUGGGUGUGAACAGUAAUAACCUUGAUCGGCCUCUCUCGACGAAGAUGCGAUUACUGGAUCUCUCGGCCGUGAGGUACGCCCAGCGACUGAUAGUAGGACAUAGAUCUGUCUGGUUAAUUUCUCCGUGGAGAGUUUAGAUCUCUCUCACACUCAUCAGAAAGAUGGAAGGCUUGAGCAGAAGCGAGCCUGCAGAUUCAAGGGGGUUUACACAGGAUACAGGCCUCCUGAUGAACGAUGGCUCGAAGCAGACAAGCACGUAUCAGCUGUUGUCGACUAGCACAGAAUCAGGGAAGCAUUUUUAUCGAUACGUUGUUUGGUGCGCCCUUUUGGCAUCUCUGAAUUCUGUGCUACUUGGAUAUGACAUUGGUAUCAUGAGCGGAGCAGUCUUGUUCAUAAAGGAGGAUCUGAAAAUUCAUGAGCUACAGGAAGAGGUUCUGGUAGGCUCGCUAAACUUGAUAUCUUUAGUCGGCGGAGUUUUAGCAGGCAGGCUUUCGGACUCCAUUGGCCGAAAGAAAACAAUGGCAAUAGCUUCCGUCAUAUUCUUUCUCGGAGCAGGGGUGAUGGGGCUGGCUCCAAAUUUUGGUAUCUUGCUGGGUGGCCGUAUAGUGGCAGGGAUAGGAGUAGGAUUCGGGCUUAUGAUAGCACCAGUCUACACUGCAGAGUUGGCACCAGCAGCAAGCAGGGGUGCUUUGGUUUCGUUUCCAGAGAUAUUUAUCAACGUGGGAAUACUGCUGGGAUACAUUGUCAGCUACUUACUGUCGGGAUUGUCUGCGGGACUCAGCUGGAGGCUGAUGCUCGGGGCAGGAUGCAUCCCAGCGAUCGUUCUGGCCGUUGGUGUUCUUUUCAUGCCAGAAUCGCCGAGGUGGCUCGUCAUGCAAAGCAGAAUACCCGAGGCGGAAGUGGUCCUUCUUAAGACCUCGAGAAGCAAGCAGGAAGCGGAUGAAAGGCUGGCGGAUAUAAUGGCAGCCGCGAAGCUCAACCAGCAAGCCGGCAAGAGCCAAGGGGAAGGAGUCUGGAACGAGCUUCUGUGGCCGGUUCCAUCCGUGAGAAGGAUGGUCAUCGUGGCCUUGGGUAUCCAGUUCUUCCAGCAAGCCUCAGGGAUCGACGCUCUCGUGUACUACAGCCCAGCGGUCUUUAACCAGGCCGGGAUCACAAGCAAAGCAGGAGUUCUAGGAACCACAGUGGCGGUAGGAUUCACCAAGACGGCUUUCAUUCUCGUGGCAACGUCUUUGCUGGAUAAAGUCGGCCGGAGGCCACUGCUUCUCGCGAGCAGCGUCGGGAUGGCAGCGUCACUGGCGACAGUGGCUCUCGGCUUUGUCUUCUACGACAGUGCCAUGGAUCCAAGCAAGCAUCGCCACCUUCCAGUCCAGUCUACAGCUAAAUCCCCCGGAGGAAGCUCGGACGUAGCUCUAGCUCUGAUCAUCACCGCCAUAUGCGUCUUCAUGGCUUCCUUCUCGGUGGGAUUCGGGCCGAUCAACAUGGUUCUAAACUCCGAGGUGUUUCCUCUCAGGCUCCGAGCUCAAGCCGUGAGCCUGGGACUGCUCGUCAACCGGCUGGUUAGCGGCACCAUCGGGCUCACGUUCUUGAGCAUCUCCGAGGCACUGUCACUGGCCGGGACGUUCUUUCUCUUCGCGGGCAUCGCGGCAGCGUCGGUGGUGUUCAUCUACUUUCUGGUUCCCGAGACCAAGGGGAAGAGUUUGGAGGAGAUCGCUGGGAUGUUUGAGCGGGAGGGGAUGCUCGCUGGAUCGCCAGAGCUUGUGGAGCUUUCUUCAUCCACGGCGGUGGCGGGAGGCCAAUCUUUCAAGUACGAGGACGUGGGGAGUGCUCCUCACGAGCACUUGGAAGUGGAGGGGAGCCAUGAAGAAGGUGGUGGGCGGCUUGGGCAGCAGGGAAUGUAUGAUGAAGAAUCUCACAAGAAGCUGCUAGCUAAAGUCAAGUUGAUUGCUGCGAAACAGGGCAAUGUUUGAACCAAGUGUUUCGGAUGAUUCAGAAUUUGGGUAUUUUUAUUUUAACAAAAUUGUUAAAUAAAAUUCAAAUCCAAAA